UUCUCUCUCUCUUCCUAUUUCACCAUCACCACAAAAAAAAAAUCAAAAUUUUAUAAAAUUAUUUUAAAAAAUCAUCAUACGAAAAAAAAAUUUGUGAGUCUACAGCUGCCUAGUAGCUUAGUGUAUGUCAAGUUUUGGUGAUAACAAAACUACUCAAUUUGGAACAAGAAGAUUAGUUUUCUCAAAAGAUGGCGCAUUUGGAUGGAUCGUCAUCCGCUAUAGCACCGGCGGGCCCGCCACGGUCACCGUGGCACUCACCGGUGCCGUAUUUAUUCGGGGGAUUAGCAGCCAUGUUAGGGCUAAUUGCAUUUGCACUACUAAUUUUAGCUUGUUCUUAUUGGAAACUUAGUGGUAAUCUUGAAGAAAAUCAAGAAGGUGAUAUUGAAGAAGGAAAUAAUAAUAGUAAUGGUAACGGUGAUGAUGGUAAAAUGAUGGAACCACCAAUUCUUGAAGAGAAAUUUUUGGUGAUUAUGGCUGGACAAUUGAAGCCAACUUAUAUUGCUACACCUAGUUUGUCUAGUAGAGCUUCUUCUUUUGGUAGCAGUAGCAGUUGUACCGCGAGCAGUGAGAGUAGUACGGAGAAAUCCGAGGCUGAAGAGAAGGAGGAAGGAAAUGAUGUGUCUGGUUCAAUUCUUGAAAAUAGGAACACAACGCUUAUAGGAGACAGAGAAAUGGUGGAUGGAAAUGAUGUUUCGAGUUCGACUUCAGAAAAUAAUGAAAAAGCAUUUACGGGAAAUGAUUCUGUGGUUAACGUGACACAAAUGCGAAUUAAUUGAAUUAGUGGAUUCCGAGUUGGAAGAGCAUGGUAAGCUUGAUGAGCCAUGACAGCUCAAAUUAGGUCCUUUAGUUUCAAAUAGAAAAAGUAAAAAAAAAUGCUUUUUUUUCCAACUUUUUCCCCCUUCUGUGGGAAUUUCCGGAAAUGUAAAUAUUUUUUGGAGAAUGAUUUGGGAAAACUUUAUAUA
This is a messenger RNA of Solanum dulcamara, 962 nucleotides long. RefSeq names its product protein GLUTAMINE DUMPER 2. The record is from RefSeq and is a predicted model, not a curated record. NCBI's taxonomy places the organism in Eukaryota, Viridiplantae, Streptophyta, Magnoliopsida, Solanales, Solanaceae. Gene Ontology annotation, biological process: regulation of amino acid export.